Molecule: messenger RNA, 4803 nt
Organism: Amphiprion ocellaris (clown anemonefish)
Lineage: Eukaryota; Metazoa; Chordata; Actinopteri; Pomacentridae
Product: V-type proton ATPase 116 kDa subunit a 1-like
Exons: 22
Coding region: 159-2774 (871 amino acids)
Biological process (GO): vacuolar acidification; proton transmembrane transport
Cellular component (GO): vacuolar proton-transporting V-type ATPase, V0 domain; plasma membrane; vacuolar proton-transporting V-type ATPase complex
Molecular function (GO): ATPase binding; proton-transporting ATPase activity, rotational mechanism
Source: RefSeq, a predicted model, not a curated record
UUACUCUCGGGGUUUAUUUUCUACAUUUCACUGCGGAACUUGACGCUCCGCGGUGACCUCCGCAUCCAGCAGGCAGCAUCCAGGAGGGAGGACCGGACGGGAGGCAGCAGGUUACCGGUGUUUCUUCAUUGUAGGUGAGGCAAAGUGUGGUGGCCAUCAUGGGGGAGCUGUUCAGAAGCGAGGAGAUGACGCUGGCCCAGCUCUUCCUCCAAUCAGAGGCAGCCUACUGCUGUGUCAGCGAGCUGGGAGAACUGGGCAUGGUCCAGUUUAGAGAUUUGAACCCAGAUGUAAAUGUAUUCCAGCGCAAGUUUGUGAACGAAGUGAGGAGAUGUGAGGAGAUGGACAGGAAACUGAGGUUUGUUGAGAAGGAGAUCAAAAAAGCUGCCAUCCCAAUGGUGGACACUGGAGAGAAUCCAGAAGUACCUUUUCCCAGAGACAUGAUCGAUCUAGAGGCCACAUUUGAGAAGUUAGAGAAUGAACUGAAGGAAAUAAACACUAACCAGGAGGCCCUGAAGAAGAACUUCCUGGAGUUGACCGAGCUUAAACACAUCCUUCAUCGAACACAGCAGUUUUUUGAUGAGAUGGAGGAUCCCAACCUCCUGGAGGAGUCAUCAGCUCUAAUGGAAGGCAGUGAGGGGGGGCGUGGGGCCCCACUCAGACUGGGGUUUGUGGCUGGAGUGAUCAGCAGGGAGAGGAUUCCCACCUUUGAGAGGAUGUUAUGGAGGGUGUGUCGCGGUAAUGUCUUCUUAAGGAAGGCAGAGAUCGAGGACCCUCUGGAGGACCCCACCACGGGAGAUCAAGUCCAUAAGUCAGUGUUCAUCAUCUUCUUCCAGGGCGACCAACUGAAGAACAGGGUGAAGAAGAUCUGUGAGGGGUUCCGUGCCUCUCUCUACCCUUGUCCAGAGACCCCACAGGAGAGGAAGGAAAUGCUGGCUGGUGUCAACAGCCGCAUCGAUGACCUCCAGAUGGUGCUGAAUCAAACCGAGGACCACCGUCAGCGGGUGCUGCAGGCUGCCUCUAAAACCAUGCGGGUGUGGUUCAUCAAGGUGAGGAAGAUGAAGGCCAUCUACCAUACCCUCAACCUCUGCAACAUCGAUGUCACCCAGAAAUGUCUGAUCGCUGAGGUGUGGUGUCCUGUCUCAGACCUGGACUCCAUUCAGUUCGCUCUGCGUAGAGGAACCGAGAGGAGCGGCUCAACAGUUCCUUCCAUCCUAAACAGAAUGCAGACCAAGCAGACUCCACCAACCUUCAACAAGACCAACAAGUUCACAUCAGGCUUCCAGAACAUUGUUGAUGCCUACGGCAUAGGAAACUACAGGGAAAUCAAUCCAGCUCCAUACACUAUCAUCACCUUCCCCUUCCUGUUUGCGGUGAUGUUUGGUGACAUGGGUCAUGGUGUGUUGAUGACCUGUGCUGCCCUCUACCUGGUCAUCCGAGAGAGCCGCCUCCUCUCCCAGAAGAGUGACAAUGAGAUAUUCAACAUGGUUUUCGCUGGUCGCUACAUAGUCCUUCUGAUGGGGAUCUUCUCCAUCUACACUGGCAUUAUUUACAAUGACUGCUUCUCCAAGUCGCUCAACAUGUUCGGCUCUGGUUGGAGUGUGAGGCCCAUGUUUGGUCCUAAAGGAGCCAACUGGACGUUUGAGACACUUGAUGGAAAUGCAGUUCUACAGUUAGAUCCUGCUGUUCCUGGUGUGUUCAAUGGGCCCUAUCCACUUGGAAUCGACCCGAUCUGGAAUGUUGCCACCAACAAACUGACUUUCCUCAACUCGUUUAAGAUGAAGAUGUCAGUGAUCUUGGGUGUGAUCCACAUGCUAUUUGGGGUGUCUCUCAGUCUCUUCAACCACCUGUACUUCAAGAAGCCUCUGAACAUCUUCCUGGGCUUCAUCCCAGAGAUUGUCUUCAUGUCCAGCUUGUUUGGCUACCUCGUCCUGCUGGUCUUCUACAAGUGGACGGCCUAUGACGCCUUCACCUCCAGGGAGGCUCCCAGCCUGCUCAUCCACUUCAUCAACAUGUGUCUCUUCAACUACAAUGACCCCACCAACAAACCCCUCUACAGGGGACAGAUGGGGAUCCAGGUUUUGUUGGUGCUGAUUGCCCUUGCAUGUGUUCCCUGUAUGCUGAUUGUGAAAACAAUGGUGCUUCGGCGUCAGCACCUGUGGAAAAAGCACCUGUCCGAGAAGAGGGAAGAAACCCCUGCUGAGAAUCUAGAGCAGUCUUUAGAGCAAACAGGCGUGUCCUCAUCAUGCACCGGACUCACCCAACAGGGCACGCAGAAGUUUGGAGGAGUGCGAGUGGGCAACGGGCCCACGGAGGACGAGGCUGGCAUCAUGGACCACGACCAGCUCUCCCAACACUCAGAGGAGGGAGAUGAGCACUCAGAGGAAGAGCCGUUUAAUUUUGGUGAUGUAGCUGUCCACCAGGCUAUCCACACCAUAGAAUACUGUCUGGGCUGCAUCUCCAACACAGCCUCCUACCUCCGUCUCUGGGCCCUCAGCCUGGCUCAUGCUCAGCUGUCAGAGGUGCUGUGGUCCAUGGUGAUGCACUUGGGUCUAUCAUCCCGGAGCGGGGGUGGUUUCUUCGGCCUGUCAAUCAUCUUCUCUGCCUUUGCCACUCUCACAGUGGCUAUCCUGCUCGUGAUGGAGGGGCUGUCAGCCUUCCUGCAUGCCCUGCGUCUGCACUGGGUGGAGUUCCAGAACAAGUUCUACUCUGGCCAGGGCUUCAAGUUUGUCCCGUUUUCAUUUGAGAGCAUCCUGGAGGGGCGAUUUGAUGAGUGAUUGGGCCUCAGUCCAUCCAACAGGAAUCAACGGUGUUCCCAGCAUUCCUUCUCUCCUCUCUGUGUUUGUGUGGGUGUGCAUGAGCCCCAGUGUAGCCCUCUGUCACCCUCUAGUGGCAAUUUGUGAAAAUUUAUUGUGUAUGAGCUACUGUGUAAUGUAGGCUUUGUAAAGGUUUUUCCAGUGUCAAGCUUUGCUCUGCUCUUGCUGUAGCACAGCACUGAACGUGUGCUGUCUUUACCACCAUUGUCAUGACAUUUUCUCCAUCAGCUAUUCUUCAUAUAUCUUCCAUGAGUUAUCCAUUAUCAUUUAUAUUUGAUAAUGGAUGUGCUUUUAGCAGAUAAUACACAGUCCAUCAUCUACAUAUUAUUUUCUGUAGUUCUAUCUAGGUUUGAUACAAACCAAAUAUGGUUGAUAAACAAAACAUUUUUAGACUCACCUGGCUUUACUUCUGGUAACUGAACUGAUCAUCCAGUUAGGUGAGAUUUUUUGUUGAUAUGGUGGGAGACAUCAUAAAGCCAUUUUGUCCUAUGUGACGCUCAUUGACAUUCAUAUUAGUUAGGAUGGUGGUCUGUCCUUACAUAAUUCGAUGUUAUUUUCCAUUUUUUGCACAGAGCCUGCAUUUAUCAAGCACCUCAGAAUCUCAUUUGUAUCACUGUAAAAAUGAAACGUUCUCACACAAGUUUAGAUGAGACAUGGGUAAAAUCAAACUGAGCAAAAACAAUUCCACAUGUAGACUUCAUGUGUAUGGUCAGUCAGUAUAUCUAGCUAACGAUAGUAAUUGGCUUAAUGGGUUGUAAACGACAUAAAAAUACAUAUACUUUAAGUUUGACUCAGAUGAACUAAUAUCCAGUCACAUCACUUUGCAAUGCCGAGGAUUGUGUUGGAUUAUUUGUGAUAUCUUGCUUGAUCAGCCAUAAAAACAUUUCCGUUUUUUUUCCCUAAAGCUCUGUUCUCAUCAUAUAGAAUGUGAUCUCUGAUUUCCAUCUCUUGAUAUCUUCUUGGAUUUACGACACCUUUGCAGCUCUCCUACAAAUCAGCACUGAUCGUCACUUACAAAGGAGAUAAAAUGUUCCUCUCCUAGUCCUAAUACUAGAUCACAUGGGCGUCUCUCUGUGAAGCGCUGGUCUGUCAGGACUGAUGUCCCACUCUGAGACACUGGAUAAAUACAGGCUCUGAUUAACAGCACCACAGUUCUACUGGAAGAAGACCAACACCCAGACUGUGUCAGUAGUUAUAGGGGCCAAACAACAUGAACCAGUUCAGUUCUACAUGCAGCACAGGUACCUCAUGUCUAUGCAGAGCUUGGAGCAGUUUUUCACUGUAAAAAUCUUUCAAGAUUCAUCCUUCUCAAAAAAGCUGAACAUCAGCUGUGAUCUGUGUAUUCAGCAAUCACAGCUUUUAUUUAAACUGCAAUUCACAGUCAUACAGAAAAUGAGGUUAACAACAGUGUUUGAGUUCAGCUGCAUAUCAUGAGAGCAACAUUAUUUACAAUCACGUUGUAGCUUUAAAAAUCCGUGUUUGGCUCAAUUGGAUGUAUUGAUUUGUUUCUUGCUGACCAUGAACCAGUGUUGUAUUGAGAGGAGGACAGAGAAGAAGAUGUCAUGUCCUCUGUGCUGUGAUCUGUAGCUCUCCUGUGCUCACUCUGUGACUAAAUGUAAACCACAUGAAGUGAAUUGAUGAAUUUGCCCUGAAAAUGUCCAAAGUGUAAUUGUGCGCAGUCCCUUCCAGUUGCUUCAGAAAUUCGGCAAAUCGUUAUCUUUGUCCUUUUAAAAAAUUCCAUUGAAAUGCCAUUCAAACAGAGGCAGCAUUUAGAAACAGCAACAAUCAUACUGGUCUAAAAAUCAAGGUUGUUGAUAUCGGAUAUGAUUUUUAUUAUUCUGAUGAUGCUGAUUCUUGUGUUUCUUUUGUUUCAUGAAAACGUAUUUACUACCUAAAGUGUUAUAGGUAGCUUAUAUUUGCAACUGGACGUGACUACUGACAUGGAAGGUAAUGUGUUGUGGUCAAUGAUAAAAAGAUACCUGUGGAUCCA